AUGGUGCGUCCCCUCAUCUACAACACAUCUGAGGAGAAGAAGAAUGCAGCUCGAGUUUACAGAAGGACGUAUUAUGAAAGGAAGAAAGAGGAAAUCAGCAUCAAAAUGGCAGCCAAGUACCGAGCUAAAAAGAUGGUCAGCCAAGUCAUGGAUUCUGGGUGUCAGGUCUCGUCCUCUGCAUCAGGAGGACACACGCAGAUUCCGCCAAAGUUAUCCUGCUUAACCGUCAAGAAACUUUCACACCCUGUAAUUUGUGGUGUCAAUGUCGCCGAGGCCAGCCUCCUGACUUGUUUGAUAUUCAACACACUGUACACGCAGAUGAUUUGGGGCCUCGGGGACCAACAGAUUGUCCUCGCAAUGCUUUCGGAUCGUCUGGAAAUACUUGAGUCCAUUCAGGAAUACGUAUGGUCAUCUCAUGGGGGGAAGUCUCAUUUCUCCGCUGCAAUCACAGAGCGUCUCAGUAAUCUGUCUCAUCAAUGCAAAUUGGUGACUGCUGCCACCGAAGAGCUCUGGUGUUAUGCAGCUGCGUCGGGCAGCUUCAUGCCCCAACUCAUCUCAAUCAAUGUCUGUUCCUUACCGAUGAAACCUCUUCCCCUCCAAUAUAUCCAGGAGCAAUUCCUUCUGUCUCGCUUGGACGAAUUCUUCGCGAUACGCGAUCCGUCUCAACGGAGUUAUUUCUUCAGGGCACUCUUUUCGUGUUGGUUUGCGCAUUGGCCUGAAGAAAAAGCUCUGUUUCCCAGUAUACCAUUCCAUAAACUUACUCCAGCGCAGUCGAGUGCAGUGGGUGUUGCAGUGAAAAAAUGCCGCGAGAUGGGCUACAAGUGGACAACAAAAGACCAAAGAGAAUUCCUGGAGACGUUCCUCCCCGAGUACCAUGAACACAUGGUCGACAAAACUUACGAUCCAGUGCUGAAAAAAGCCUGGCGGGGAUUCUUUGAGCAUUGGCCAGAGCGCAGUGUCAUCCUUGCGCACGUGCCAGCAGAUCAAAGACUGACAGAAGAACAAGAAGAACACUUAAAAGAGGCGGUCAGUAAACAACAAGCGCAAAUCACAAGUUGGUACCGGUGGCAGAAUAAUGUGUCACGUUUGAGCCGUACCAGUGGGACAAAGGGGGUGCUCAAAUUUGACAUAGUGCUGGCAGGUGGGGUAGAAUUGAGUGGUGCACGUGCCCCCAAGAAGAUGCAUAUCUACUCACAUGAGUAUUAUGCGAAGAAAUUGAACAAGCGCCUUGCUAUAACUCAAGAAAAGUUCGAGGCGGAAAGUGACGAGGUGAAGGAAGAGGUUGAGAGGAAGUAUAGAAAGGCGAAAGCGAAGUUCGCUAGAGCUCGUGAGCGCUUGAAGGAUGGUAAGAUGCUGAAGGUUGAUACAAAUACAAAAGUCAAGGCCAUCCGGGAACUAGGUCCAAUGCUGGAUUGUGUAUUCUGUUACCUGUCUCACGCAACCGGCGGCUGGAAGUUUUCGGUCCUCAUGGCCGGGCCUGACCCCACAAAGGGUGGAACAGUGGUAUAUGACUAUCACAUAGGCGAACUCGGGAACAGUGCUCAAUUCAACACAUUUUGCGACAAGUUCGAUGGCAUCCAGCAAGCAUUCUUGGAAUUUACUAACAGCGCGCUUGCAUUUGAAGCUACUCUCCCUCAAGACGACGACGACGACGACGACUCAGAGAGCGAUGACAACACCGAUAAUGAGAUGAACAGCAUUCCAACCAAUUCAGUGGAGGACACAGCUGAAGCUGGCAGCAGUGGUGGUGUUGGUGUUGGGGCCUCGAACUUCAACUUUCACACAGACGAUCUAUACAGGAUCUCACCUGAUUCGUUCAACAACAAGUCACAAGAGCUUUCUGCAUUAGCCAAUAAUGCACGCCUGGGUCUCUUGUCGCAUGAGCAGCCACAGUCUACGUUACCUGAUGCAUUAGCCGAUAAUGCACGCCUCGGUUUCUUGUUGCAUGAGCAGCAGUCUAUGUUACCCGACCAAUACUCCAACCUCAAUUUCGACUUGGACCCCAACAUACUAGCUUUGAUGGCUGGCGGUGAUGCUCAGAUUCAGUUGCCUCCCCUGAGCCCUUUCACCCCGGGAUCUUCAAUCACUGCUGACGGCCUCGACGAUGAUGCCCAGAUCCAAGCGCAUCACUCAAAUCCAUUCACCCCGAGCUCUUCAAUCUCUGAGCUGCCACUUGUAUUACCUCCUCCACCAACUCCCCCGCAAACACCGCAAGUUUGUCUGCCUCUGGUUCCCAUUGAGCCCAUCCAAGACAUGGAUCUAGAUGUACCUGUGCCUUCUUCCCCUGCUAACCAGCGUCAACGUGCAAGGGCACCUGCAGCACAACAGCAGGUGCAGCUUCAAGAAGACGAACCUCGUCAACGCUGCGCACGCAAUGUUGCCUUCAACAGGCGUGAGCUCGACAAUGCCAUUGGCUCUAACUCCAGCACCAAACAGAAAUGA
Suillus paluster is the source of this 2442-nucleotide messenger RNA. RefSeq lists its product as uncharacterized. Lineage: Eukaryota; Fungi; Basidiomycota; Agaricomycetes; Boletales; Suillaceae. The transcript has 15 exons. The record is from RefSeq and is a predicted model, not a curated record. The coding region runs from base 1 to 2442 and encodes 813 amino acids.